Messenger RNA from Papaver somniferum (opium poppy), 1232 nucleotides. Its product is annotated as cationic peroxidase 1-like. Gene Ontology annotation, biological process: response to oxidative stress; hydrogen peroxide catabolic process. The record is from RefSeq and is a predicted model, not a curated record. NCBI's taxonomy places the organism in Eukaryota, Viridiplantae, Streptophyta, Magnoliopsida, Ranunculales, Papaveraceae. The transcript has 3 exons. Gene Ontology annotation, molecular function: heme binding; peroxidase activity. The coding region runs from base 98 to 1057 and encodes 319 amino acids.
CAUUUUAGUUAAGAAGCAAUAUCCACAAAACAAUAAGCAUAGUUUAAUUUGUUCUAUAAACCUUGAGUUUGAGAAUUGAAGUGAUCAGACAAUCAAUAUGGAAGAUCGUAAUGGUUUCUUUUAUUUCCUUGUGGCGAUAGUUUUAGUAUCAGUGGCAAUAACUUCCUCAGACGCACUUUCAACCACUUUUUAUCAUAAAGUUUGUCCUAAAGCCCUUCCAACUAUUAAGAAAUUGGUAUAUGAUGCUGUGAACCGUGAGCACCGAAUGGGCGCUUCUUUGCUGCGCCUUCAUUUCCACGAUUGCUUCGUUAAUGGUUGCGAUGGAUCAGUUCUUCUUGAUAGCACAUCAACAAUAGAUGGGGAGAAAACUGCAUUUGGCAAUAUCAACUCAUUAAGAGGAUUUGAGGUAGUUGACAGGAUCAAGUCAGAGGUGAACAAAAUUUGUGGUGCUCAAGUUGUCUCUUGUGCUGAUAUCUUAGCUGUUGCUGCUCGCGACUCUAUCGUCCAGUUAGGAGGACCAACAUGGGAGGUAGAACUAGGUCGAAGAGACUCGACCACAGCCAGCCGAACUGAUGCCAAUAACGACUUACCAGCUCCUUUCAUGGACCUUCCAGCUCUCAAAACAAACUUCCAAAAUGCAGGGUUAGAUGAAACAGACCUAGUUGCAUUGUCGGGAGGACAUGCCAUAGGGUUUUCUCAGUGUAACAACUUCAAGAACCGAAUUUACAACGAAUCCAACAUCGACCCGUUAUUUGCCCAGAAUCGCAAAAAAACGUGUCCUCCCUCUGGUGGUGACACCAGAAUUGCUCCAUUCGAUCCCACAGAUGACAAAUUCGAUACAUUGUAUUUCAAAAAUUUGGUGAAGAAAAGAGGUUUACUUCAUUCAGAUCAGGCUUUGUUUAACGGGGUAUCAACUGAUGCAUUAGUGAGGUUUUACAGUACUCAUGCUAGUGCUUUUGCUGCUGAUUUUGGAAAGUCUAUGAUUAAAAUGGGAAGAAAUAAGCCAUUGGAAGGAAAUUCGGGACAAAUUCGUGUGAACUGCAGGAGGAUUAAUUAAAAAAUCACAAAUGGCUUUUGUAAUUUGUUAAGUUUGUUGUGUGUAUCUAUUUUAUAUGUUGUUUGUUUGUUUAUUUUCUUUUUACUGUCAUGACAAGUGUAAGUACAAAAUCUUUUUUGGUUUAUCAUCAGAAUAUAUACUGGUGAUACACACUUUAAUAUAAUAAAGAUGUUUA